CAAAAUUAAAAUAGAUGAAAAGGGCAAUGUUCCUGCAGCUUCCUUCACAGUUCCCCCAUCGUUCCCAUCCCAUUUCUCUGCAUCGUUAACAACGAGGCAUCCGAUACCCAAAUCAGCGAUUCCUCCGAAGCUCGCUCGCUCUCUAUAUCUCUCUUAAAUAUUCAUUUCUUCUAAUUCCUCUGGUUCUUCUUAUCUAUCUUGAAAUUCAGACGAUUGCCAUGAAUUCCGCUACUCAAACAAUAGCGUCAUUUAUCGUUUUGCCUAAAUCUCCACCGAAGUUUAGGAAACCAACUCGUGAGAUUUUAUCUGGGUUUCCUUUCAAUGGACGUGAGACGUUCGGAAAAAUCUAUGCCGUCUCUCCUAACGGCUCUGUUUAUCCCUCUCUUUCCCAAGGGGUUGAAUCAUGUUCAGCAGGAGAAAAUCAUGGGCAGAGAAGCAGUCUUGAAUCUCUGUUUUGUUAUGAUAAGGCUAUACCUGAAGAAAGAAUCGAGAAGCCUGUUGGGAUCUCUUUAGCUGAAAAAAUGAUUGGAACUAAUCCUCGAUGCCCAGAUUGUCAAGCGAAAGGUGCAGUCCUUUGCAUGACAUGCACUGGUUCAGGCUUAUACGUUGAUUCAAUUCUGGAGAGCCAGGGCAUUAUUGUCAAAGUUCGCUGCCUAGGUUGUGGUGGAACCGGUAACAUAAUGUGUUCAGAAUGUGGUGGCCUAGGUCAUCUUGGACCCAAAUGACUUGUGUGGUACAAGGUUUGAAUCUUCUUGGAUGCAAACAAUUUUUAGAGACUAUCGGGUUGAAGGAACUUUCUCUUGAAUUAUCCAAGAUGCACUUGCAAAAGAUUAGUUGAGACUUUGUUCUUGGACACGUGCCAAUGAAAAAACAAAAAAAUGCAUUUCAUAUUAUUUUUCAAAGAUGGCUUUUUUGAAUUGAAAUAGCCAUUGCCUUCGUUCUUAAUAUACCUAAUUAAAGUUGAGGAAUGCUAGAUACAGUUGUGGAGGGGGCAAGUGCAGCGCAAUUUUUUGGAAAAAGAAUGAGAUCUACUAUUAAAAAAUUAGUUUUUUUUCAUAUAAGUCUCUUAUUUAUUUACUUUUUUAAAGGGAUUAUGUAUCAUUUGGGCACUUCAUGAUUGUAAAUAUCAUUUCUCAUUAAAGUUUGUAUGAAAUUUAAAUGUGUACUAAGCAGGUUUGCAACGACACCUUAUUUUUGUACAAUGUAGCUUCACUUACAUCGGAUUUUGAUCUCUACAGCUCGCAAUCUACUUUUGUCUUGAGUA
Messenger RNA from Juglans microcarpa x Juglans regia, 1264 nucleotides. RefSeq lists its product as uncharacterized. The transcript has 4 exons. NCBI's taxonomy places the organism in Eukaryota, Viridiplantae, Streptophyta, Magnoliopsida, Fagales, Juglandaceae. The coding region runs from base 219 to 725 and encodes 168 amino acids. The record is from RefSeq and is a predicted model, not a curated record.